Molecule: messenger RNA, 1497 nt
Organism: Solanum pennellii
Lineage: Eukaryota; Viridiplantae; Streptophyta; Magnoliopsida; Solanales; Solanaceae
Product: B2 protein
Exons: 6
Coding region: 178-1071 (297 amino acids)
Biological process (GO): response to endoplasmic reticulum stress
Source: RefSeq, a predicted model, not a curated record
UCUCACUCUUUCUACAGUUUUACAUUCAUAGAUUUGGUAAAUCCCAAAGAUAUAGGGUUUCUCUGAUCUGCUUUUUACUUAUUUUUUUUUCGUAAGCUUUAAUUUCGGCCUAUAUUACUGCAUUUUUGCGUAAUCUCGGAUUCUUCGGUUCAAGAUUGUGUGAUAUUAUACUGCAAAAUGGAGAAUAUGCAGAGCUAUUGGCAAUUUGGCGACGAGCUUCGAGGACAAUCAAAAGCCUCAGAGGAUCAUAAAUGGUCAACAGCUGCUAUAAAAUUAUCUGAACAGAUGAAGUACAAAGGUGAACGUAGGAAUAACCUUGACCUUUCAAAGAGCUAUGCUGAAAUUAGGCCCAGGGGUAAUCAUAUGUUUCAGGAAGAUAACAAGUGGGAAAGCCUUAACUUCAAUAUGUUAAAUUUGGAAAGCAAGAUGACUGAAAAUAUGAGCAAGAAUCGCAUUAUGGAUAGCAUUUACAAUGCAAAUCCAGUUUAUCUUAAGCCCAAUUUUAACAGCUUGGGAAAUUCAUCUUUAAGCAAGUUCAAUGCUAGCAACUAUACCAAGGAACCAAGCAAGAAUAACAACAACGUUGAGAGCACAAAUGGAAAUAACUCCGUUGACAAAAGGUUUAAGACUCUGCCUGCUGCUGAAACACUGCCAAAGAAUGAGGUUCUUGGUGGAUAUAUAUUUGUUUGUAACAAUGACACAAUGCAGGAAGACCUAAAGCGCCUUCUCUUUGGCCUUCCUCCUAGAUACAGAGAUUCCGUGAGGGCAAUAACACCAGGGUUGCCCUUGUUCCUAUAUAAUUACACUACUCACCAGUUGCAUGGUAUCUUUGAGGCAUCGAGUUUUGGAGGUUCCAACAUUGAUCCAACUGCCUGGGAGGAUAAAAAGUGUAAAGGAGAGUCAAGGUUCCCUGCUCAGGUGAGGAUCCGUGUCCGGAAAGUCUGUAAUCCUUUGGAGGAAGAUGCUUUCAGACCAGUUUUACAUCAUUAUGAUGGCCCCAAGUUCCGUCUGGAGCUCUCCGUUCCUGAGACUUUGGACUUACUAGAUCUCUGUGAAAAAGCCGGUGUGUAGGUGCUAUGUGCUCGUGCUGGCGUCCUGUAAUAGUAAGCAUAAAAGAACUGUAGCCUAUGUGAAUGUUAUAGGUUUGUGGUGCAUGUCAGCAGUGUGCUGUCCGUAGCUUUUCCUUAGCGUAAGCUUUGGGGUGCAAGUCUAGUUAAGAGGUUGUAAGUUUAGGAUUGGCUUGUAUUAGCCAAAUAAGUGCAAUGCUUAUCUCCGAAGAUAUUUGCUGAGUGGCUUCACAAAUUUAGCUAUGUAAUCUUGCAGUAAACUAGAAACAAGUAAGACAAUUAUGUAAUGGGUCAAGAUCGAAUGUGUUUCUGUAUCUGCAGAGGAACUCUGCUUCAUGUGAUUUGUAAGGUUUGAAUUCUUAACAUUUCUUUACAUUUAGGGAAUGCCAGUGCGUGUCCACCAAGGUAUUUGGUGACUUUGUCAUAAAAA